Messenger RNA from Poecile atricapillus (Black-capped chickadee), 1253 nucleotides. RefSeq names its product Sp6 transcription factor (gene SP6). Bases 150 to 1253 code for a protein of 367 amino acids. The record is from RefSeq and is a predicted model, not a curated record. Gene Ontology annotation, biological process: regulation of transcription by RNA polymerase II. The transcript has 2 exons. Lineage: Eukaryota; Metazoa; Chordata; Aves; Passeriformes; Paridae. Gene Ontology annotation, molecular function: RNA polymerase II cis-regulatory region sequence-specific DNA binding; DNA-binding transcription factor activity, RNA polymerase II-specific.
UUCCUGCUCGCCCGGCCCAGUGGGUGCCCCGUCCCUGGGGAGCCGCGCGGGUCCCUCGGGGUCCCCUCGGGAAGCAGCGCCCGCUCCCCGCCGAUGAGGACGGAGCCGCCGGGACCUCGCUGCCGCUAGACCCGUCUGUGCGCCCCGCAAUGCUGACGGCGGUCUGCGGCUCCCUGGGAUCCCAGCCCUCGGACGCGCCCCGCGCCUCCCCGACCCACCUGGACCUGCAGCCGCUCCAGCCCUUCCAGCCCCACGGCCCCGCCGCCCCGGGGGCCCCCGACUUCGCCUCGCCGCUGCCCCCGCCCGAGCUGCCGCUGCCGGGGCCCGACGACGCCGCCUUCGCCGCCCCCGGCGCCUACGAGCCCCAUGGCCCCCCGAGGUUAGAGCUGCCCCCCGACGGCCCCGCCGCCCCCGGAGCCUACGCCAAGCUGCUGCCGGCCGCCCCGGACAUGGCGCAUCCCUACGAGCCCUGGUUUCGUCCCCCGCACCCCGGCGCCCCCGGCGAGGAGAGCGGAGGUGUCAAUUGGUGGGAGCUCCACGCCGGAGCCAGCUGGAUGGAGCUGCCCCCCGGGCAGGGCGGGGGGCUGCAGGUGCCCGCGCACCCCGGGCUGCCCGCGGCUCUGGGGGGGUACGGCGGGGCCGAGCACCAGCUCUGCGCGCCCCCCGCUCACCUGCUGCCCCCACCCGCGCAGCAUCUGCUGGCGGCCGAGGGGGUGAAGGCGCUGGAGGGGCCCCCGGAGCCGCGGGGGCCGGAGGCGGAGGGCGGGGGGCGGCCCAAGGGGGCCCGGCGGGCCGUGCCCAGGGGCGGGGGGCAGGCGGCGUGCCGCUGCCCCAACUGCCAGGAGGCGGAGAGGGGGGGUCCGUGCCCCGAGGGGGUGAAGCGCAAGCACCUGCACAACUGCCACAUUCCCGGCUGCGGGAAGGCGUACGCCAAAACCUCCCACCUGAAAGCCCACCUGCGCUGGCACAGCGGCGACCGGCCCUUCGUGUGCAACUGGCUCUUCUGCGGCAAGCGCUUCACCCGCUCCGACGAGCUCCAGCGGCACCUCCAGACCCACACGGGCGCCAAGAAAUUCUCCUGCCCCGUCUGCGGCCGCGUCUUCAUGCGCAGCGACCACCUGGGCAAGCACAUGAAGACGCACGACGGGGGCAAGGACGGGGCCGAACCCGAGGGCAAAAGCGCCGGGGACCCGUCGGCCGCCAAGGGAGGCAAGAGGGAGCCGGAGGGGGGCACGGCCGCCCCCACAAACUGA